AUGACGAGCCAGUUACCAUUCGACCUUCUCUGUGAGGUUGCGAGCCAUCUUCAAGGAGAUAAUGACACGUUAUUCAACUGCGCCCUUGUGUCCCGACAAUGGCAGUGUGCCUUCGAGCGGAUCCUUUACCAGAGUAUCUACAUCAUGACCGGCCACCGGCCACCUCGAAGCGGCCACUUUUUGCGGGCUUUUCUUUCUCUCGCUUCCCGUCCGGGUGGCAGAGUUCGAAAAGCCAUAACCCGUGAGGUCAGCUUAUUCGCGAAAUGUCCUGAGUUAAACGACGCCGACGACCUGGAUGAACCAGACGAUACGACUAACGAAGAAUUGGAGUCUCCAUGGGACAUGACGUCGGAAAUUAUCAAGAAGUUACUCAAGCGUCUGAAGAGCCCAGCCGAUAUCCGUGUCGGCCUCGCUAUAAUGCAAUGCACCCCAUGUGUUGACCCGAACACGGUGAUAGAAGCCAUGUCCCUGCGCGAAAAAACCACGGCUGAUGGGGCAAAACUGCCGAAUCUCGCAUCCAUUAACAGUCUUUUAAUCGUGGACCAAAUGCCAAUUGAACCUCGGAAUCUCCGCGUACCUGAGCAUAUCAUCCUUCGAGUUAUUCAGGCAUGCACAGCCCUGGCCAGUCUGGGUCAUUUAGCUCCAGAACAUAUGUCAAAGAAGGUGGAAUGGGCGUACUCGGCGAAGGCGUAA
Molecule: messenger RNA, 693 nt
Organism: Aspergillus calidoustus
Lineage: Eukaryota; Fungi; Ascomycota; Eurotiomycetes; Eurotiales; Aspergillaceae
Source: the annotation of a GenBank genome assembly